This is a messenger RNA of Dendronephthya gigantea, 5701 nucleotides long. RefSeq names its product calcineurin-binding protein cabin-1-like. NCBI's taxonomy places the organism in Eukaryota, Metazoa, Cnidaria, Anthozoa, Malacalcyonacea, Nephtheidae. Gene Ontology annotation, biological process: chromatin organization. Gene Ontology annotation, molecular function: nucleosome binding; protein binding. The transcript has 53 exons. Bases 189 to 5552 code for a protein of 1787 amino acids. The record is from RefSeq and is a predicted model, not a curated record. Gene Ontology annotation, cellular component: nucleus.
GAUUCGUGGAGCAACACAACACUUGUGAAAGCAGUGAAAGAUCUUGAAACAAGUCCUUGCGAAGUCGAGUACAAAAUACAAAAUACAAAGUAUACUAUAUAGAAAAAUGAGGAGAAGUGAUAGAAUAACAAUUUUCACAAAAAUGGCUUUUGUACGAAGGCUAAAGUGCUGAAGCUGUCUAAAUAAGGAUGAAGUUAGCAGCCUUGAAUGAAGAUUGUAGUGAUGACAGCUUGUCUGAACCCACAGAAGAGCGAGUUAAGGAAGCCAGGGAAUCGGAGGCACUGGAAAUAUACAACCAAGCAUUGCAACACCAGCAGCUUGGUAACAGUGAUAGGGCAAGAGAGUUUUAUCAAAAAUUGUUAAAUGCAUCCUUUGUGGCCGAGGUUGAUGACUCCACCAAAGAUGACGACCAGCCAAGUCAUCCAGGACUGGUGUUCAAAUAUUCAGCGUAUAAAAAUUUAGCGAGUCUUGCAGAAAAUGACUCUGAUGAUGACAAAGCUGUUGAUUUAUACCUUGAGGCGGCAGCACUUGAUGACUCAGAUGUCACAUUAUGGUAUAAAAUUGGCAAGCUUGCUGUGAAACUGGGGAAUCUCAGAUUGGCAAGAUAUUCAUUUGAACAGGGAUUGAAUAUCAACUCCAAACAUUGGCCAUGUUUAGAUGAGCUGGUGACGGUUCUUUACGCAAUUGGGGAUUAUCACUCAUGUUUAAUGAUUGUAUCAAGUGCAUUUGAAAGAGAUACCUCUUAUCCCAAAGGUCUGAUUAUCAGGGAUAAAAUCUAUUCAGAGUUUUCAAGUUUUAGAAAUGACUACCAGCAUCUGAGAGGAAUGUCGUGUGCAAAACAUGGAAAAUACGAGCAAGAACUGGCGUAUCAGCUCAUCAACGAAGCGAUGGAACUACGUGAGAGGAAUCGUCAAAGAAACGUAUUUCCUGAGCCACCGGCAAUUAUUCCUGCGAAACAUCUAGCUCUUUACACGUGGAGCUCCUUAGGCAAUUGUCUUGUUUCAUUGUACGACCAAGUUACCUCAGACGAUAAUUCAUAUAACUUGUGCCAAAAAGUAAACUUGGAAAGUUAUUGCAAGAUUAUUAUUACACCAGAGAUUAUUCGAAAUAAUUCAUCUUCUCAAAAACAUUUUACGAAAGACAACGAGGACAAGAGAACUGUAAACAGUUUGAAAAGAAAGAAAUUUUUAGCUGAGGAAAGUGAUCCAUUCAACGCACCAAAACGACGUUCUGCUAGGGUAAACAAGAGCAAGAAAAAACAAGAGGAAGUCAACUACCUCGAAAUUUUACAAGACUUUCUUCCCGAAAUAUUGAGAAGCGGGAAUCUCAUUGAAGGAAGCGAUGAACCGCAAAGCCAGGAAAUGGAUACACCAGAAGUGGGUUCUGAACUAGAUGUGAAUACUGUCGCGGAUAUUUCCAGCGAAAACGAACCGCUCGAUGUACAAACCUUUGUAAGAAAGCACAUGGAAAAAAGCGGAACACUCGACCUUCUCUGUGAUUACGCCCUGCAUCUCAGCGAAAACUGUCAGUUUAAAUGGCCAACAUCGCUGGUUGAGGCAUUUCUAAAAAUUUACAGCCGAGUAAGACCUCACCUGUCACUUCCAGCUCUGUUUUCACAAGAAAGUACGAAAUCAGAGAUAAUGUCAAAUGCGAAGCUUGCUCUUGUCGCGAUAGAGCUGACCUUAGACAAAUGGUGCACAGAGAAAUCCAAGUCUUCCUCCAGCCUUUCGCCUGCCGGAUCUCCAAGAGGUAAUAACCAAUCCACGAAAUUGUCGCCUCUGAAACAAGAUUUUCUUGGAAAGUAUUUCCUGAACGAUCUCGAGUACAUAGCACAAGCCACGCACGUGGCCACCAGUCUUUCGGAGAAAGAAGGUCUACAAUUUGCUCUCAGAGUCAACUGGGCCAAAGUGCGUUUCAUGAUGUUCCAAGGUCAGAUGAAUCUGGCGGUCAUUUACUUAGACAGGUGUAAAGCAUUAAUUGAGCUCAGCGAAACUGCCAUUGCUGUGUUACUUGUGAACUGCAAAGCCGAUAACAUCAUCAACAUCAGUCGGGUCAGAAAAAAACUCGAGUCGCUACAGCGCUGUCAAUCUUUGGAAGAGGUUCACCGUCUCUACGAGUCAGGACAAUAUCAAGAUGUUGUGGAUGUUUUACUCAGCUCUCUUUACCAUCCACCUCCCGUUGCAAAGGUGGGCAGUGGUGGUAUGUCCAUACCAGAACGACCAGCGCAGUUACUGCUGCUGCAAGACUCUUUAAUGAAGAUAAAAGACUACAAGACGUGCUUGACGUGUGCCGAAGUUGGCUUCAACGAAGCUGUCAGCCAAAUGACUCCUUGUGAGGCCUGGGCGACGACGUUUGAGAGAAUCUUCACGUGUAUGAACGAUGUUUUGAGUAUGGACAUCACAAUGUUAGAUACCUUACCAAUGGACAAACUUCAAAGAUUGACGCAAAAUUUGAUCAAGGUGAUUGAGGUGUCGAUGGAGUCGAGCGAGAAUGUUUCCGACGUUCCGUUGGCGACGGUCAUGCCUUGGAUAUUGCUGUACAGAAUCAUGCAAAGCAAGGAAAGUAAAGAAGAUAGCGAGGCGAUGGAAGUCGAGGAACAACAAGUGUCACCGACCAAACCUUCGGACAGCGAAAAAUCCGAAGAGAACCCAAAUAAGGAAACUACACCGCCAAAGGUGACCCAAGUCAGUUUACCGUUAUCGUUGCAAUUUCUACGCCUGGGGCACGAGGCGCUCGGAGGUCGUUCUUGGUGUAUCAACAGCGAUGGUAUCUUCCUUUUGCUUUUCGUUGAAGUUUUUUGGAAGCGCCUGCUGGAUAAGUCUCCCGCAAUUGAACAAAAUCGUGUUAAAAUGCUGCGAGAACUCGAACAGUGCUUCUUCUGUCUCUACGGCCAUCCAUCAAAAAAAGCGAAGGCAAGAGGACUUCAAGAACACGGAUCGACACAGAUUUUGCUAACCUGGCCAAAUUCUGAGGUUGUGUUCGAAUUCUUCAAGCCCAUGGCUUUACCGACUUUUGAGGACAAAACCAACACAGUAACGAGCGAAGUGCAAAAUUUGCUGAGAAGAAUUACGUUAGUGAUACCGCAGAAUGAACUAGAAGUGAUCAAAAUUGACUCUGUUCAAAACUUCAUCGACGGAUCCACUGAUAUCAUACCCAAACUUCCGGAUCAUUUAACUGGAGUGGAAAGACCUGUAAUCAAUGAGAUAUUUUAUCUUUUGGCUGAUUCGUAUUUCAAGAACAAAGAAUUUAGCAAAGCAAUAAAGUUCUAUAUCCAUGACAUUUGUUCAAAACCGAAUCGUUUCGAUACGUGGGCUGCAAUGGCGUUAGCGCGACAAGUUCGCUUGGAAGACAAAUUACGGGCAUGUGAGCAGAAAAGCGAAGGACCCAUUCAAAAGCAUUCAGUUUCCACUUUAAGGUGUUUCAAAAGAGCGCUUGAAAUUGACAGCUCCAAUACAAACCUAUGGGGAGAGUAUGGAUCGCUGUCUUACUGUUUACAUUCCUACGCUUCAAGACAGCUGAAUCAGGUGGAAGCGCUCACUCCGGAAAAUCAAAAAACACUGGAAGAAAGACGAGAGGACAUGUUGGCACAAGCAAAGAAGUGUUUCAACGAAGCCCUGAAUAAAUCAGACAACGACGAGCCUUGGUUGCAACAUUACAUGUUGGGAAAAAUCGCUGAGAAGACUUCCGGGCCGGCAGAGGAGUAUUUAGAAUCUUAUCUGAAGGCGCUUGAAGAGUUGGAUAAAGACGACGCUGAAUACCCAAGAAAGAUAAGUUAUCAUAAUCCACCUAACUUGGCUUUGGAAGCUUUAGAGGUUGCGUUCCGAUUUCACAGUUCAGUUCUAAAGCUGCUUGCAAAAUGUGAAGAUGAAAGUCAGUUUGGUCUAUUAAGUCGUUUCCUUGAUAGAGUUUCAGCCUCUCCGUUUUACCAAGCCAGAUCGAAAGUACAUAAAGACGAUGAACAAGUGUCCAAGUCUAGUCCGGGAAAAGAGGCAGGAGAGAAGACAGUAAUAUCGAACAAUGACAGUGAUAAGUCAAACACAGAACAUUCAACGACACCUGUUCAAAUAGAAAUUGAUCUUUCAUGCGAGUCAAGUGCUGUGGAUAAUCAAAAUUCGCAAGAUACGUCUACUGGCGAAACGUCGAACGCUGAUAAUAAAGAAGAGGAUUUGGAAGAACUGAAAAUAUCGUCUCCACAGCAGCAGCAACAACAACAACAACAACAAGAGCAGCAACAACAGCAAGAACAACAACCACAGCUGGAGCAACAACAACAUCAACAACUGCAGCAACAACAACACCAACCAGAGCAGCAAGAGCCGCAACAGCAACAACAACUGCAGCAAGAAGAACGUGAACAACAACAACAGCAACAACAACAACAAUUGCAACAACAGCAAGAGCAAAAACAGCAACAACAACAACUUGAACAGCAACAAGUUCCACAACAACAACAGCAGCAACUCGAAUCUGAAGAAGGCUUAAAUACAGAUGUGCCAAAGGACAAUUCUUCUUCCGAGAGCAAGCUCCAUGAUAUGUUGGAUGAUAUGGACACGAGCUCGGAUUCACCAUCCAAAGACAAGCUGAUACAAAGAUGCCUCGAAGCUCUGGCUAUUUGCUUACGACGUUUUCCACAGCAUUACAAAUCACAAUACCGCUUGGCCCAUGCGUAUUUGAAUGUUCCGUCCGUGAAGAAUCCCAAAUUGAGUCGUGAUCUUCUUCUUGGCAGCAACAUUGCCGGAGAAAAACCGUUUAGUUUAUCAGUUCAAAGUUUAUUUAAUGAAAAAAGUAAAACAAAUUUAUUUCAAGGCAUUUGGAGAAUCCCUUUGGACGACGUGGACAGACCGGGUAGUUUCUGUACUCAUAUGUACAAAUGUGUUAAAUUGUUGAUUGAUGUCCUGGAUGAUCUACAAGAAUGGGAAUCAUUGCUUCUCGUCUCCAUUCUCCUGUAUCGAAACCCUGACAGUGGCAAAAAGUACUUGAGAGAUAAUGAACGAUUACAGCUCGCAUCAAAGGCCUUUACGUUAUCAUUGAAACUACUAAACGGGCGUUUGGAAGAAUGUAAAAAGCUCGUGAAGCCAAACGAGGCUGCAACCACUUUACUCACAGAUGCACACGAAGCAUACAAAUGUUCUCAAAAAGUACAGAAAUAUGGAGAGGAAACAGAGAAGCUUAUGGUUGAAACAUUUGAACUCACCGACCUACGUAAGGUUGGCAGCACGCCAUCACAAGAUGAGAGGAAACAAAGUGAAACUUCAGUGUUAGACGAAAUUCUCAAAUACUUCCAGCAACUAUCAACCCCGACAAAACCGACAUCUGUAGUUGAACACGAUGAAAAAAAUGGCGGACAACCAAAAACUGGAGAGGACAGCUCGACAAAAACGGAAUCAAGGACAGAGGGUGAAAAUACUAAAGAUGCUGAAAGUGCUGAAAGUGUAAAUAAAACACCCAGUCAUGAACAAAAGCUAACAUCUCCUAAAUCUAGCGCUGACGAUCAAACUCUUACUUCUCCUAAGUUACCUCCAUUAAUCCCUGACGGAGAAAAGUUACCUUGAAGAAAGAGCCCCUGUAUUUAUGUAAAUAUUGCGACCACGCUAAGUGUUUGAAUAGGACCUGGUUGGCUGGUUCAUACCUUUCAGUUUAGGCGGGUCGAACUGAUGUAAAUAAGAUCAUAGAUAAUGGUAUAAAUCUAUAUUGGUCAUCA